GCUCGCGCAGGGUCGAGCGCGCGUGUCCGCUUCAUCGUGCGGUAUAUACGCGGUGUGGAGCAGUAGCACCGGCACCACCAUCAGCACCACCAGCCAGCAUUCAGCAGCAGUAGCCGCGACGCGGCUGAAGGGGCUUUCGGGAUGCCGUCGUCGUCAUUGUCGUCGCGUUAAGUCCGUCGCGGCUAAUCGCGUCGAUCGUAAUCAGUCGUUUCGCGUUGUUCUCGAGUUCGUGUCGGAUCAGGUGCGGGUGCGUCGCAAUUUAUUCCGUGGAGCAAUCCCGAGUUGACACAGCGGCGAACUCUCGGAACUCUCGCGCAGUGGGGACAUCGGCGAUCCCGGGUUCCGUUCCUUCCGCGCUCGUCGUUUCCGCAGGUGCGCGAUUCUCCCGAUUUUCUUUCCUCCCUCGAUUGGAUCCAGUCACGGAUCCUAUCGCGCGUGAUCGGUUGCGGGACGAGUUGCGGCGCGAGUUCUCGUCUCGGCUGUUCUUGUCCUGCGGGACGUUCCGAAGGGCGAGGGGAAGUUCGGGAUCGGUCCUCGCCGGUCGGGUAUGUUCUUGUGUCACAUGAUAACGUGCACGAGGAAGAUUGGAGCAUUUGAUGCUGACGACGACCCGAGGAGUCACGUGAUUCCCAAGUUUUCUCGGCGGACGUUGCGGUUCUGAAUUCGGACUUUUGUUCGUCACGUGUGAACGUGACGUGCUAAUGUCGUGUAUUAGUGACGUAUGCAAUUCUAUUGUCGCCGGAAUUCCUCAUGUCAUGGUGUUGGGCGACCCAAAAGUUAAAACGAAAAUUGCGCAAUCAUUAAUUUUUUUCUCGUGCCUUGACAUAUUGCGCGCGAUGAAAUUAACUUAAUAAAUCAUUUUUAAAGCGACAUAAAUCUGUUAUUCAUGAAUCUAAUAUAUUUCAUGUAAAAUAAAUUUUAAAAAUAAUAUCGUAUUAGAUUUUUAAAUGUUUAAUUAGAUAAAUUUUAAUAGUACCGAGAAGCUAAAGUGCAGGUAAACGUGCGCGAUAUUAUUGAAUACUUCAUCUGUAUUUCUGGCGCUAAACAGUAUUAAGGCUCAUCCGAAAAAAUUUAUAGUGAAAUAGAAAAAUAGAUCAAUUUUUAUUGUCGUGGGAGCAAUCUCAUAUCAAGAAUUUAUAUUGCUUUCAGAUUAAUCCGUUCUAUAGCUGCUAACCCAUCGAUUUAUUGAAUAUAAUUUGCUCUGAUUUGACUUGACGCUGAUUUCGUAAUAUCGCUGUCUGUGAGUUUACUAUUUUUACGUGAAAUUGAGGAAUGACGGAGGAUGCUUCAAAUCGGAUUAUGCUUUACGCGAUAAUGAGACCUGAUGCGCGUAAUUUUCCCGCGAUGAGAGAAAGAGGGAGAGAGAGGCAGGUACACACGUGCUCUCUUUUUCGGCAUUGAUUAACGAUUCGGUCUCGGUUCAGUUCGUAUGGAUUCGUACGAAAUUCGAUGGCGUGCAGAUCGUUCGGUAGAUUUAUGACGUACAUUGACGAUCGUUUGCUCGGCAACCGCCUGUCCCGGAAGUAUAAUAUUUCCGAAUCGAUCGUACAUUGCCGAUCAGAAGCCGCGAAUAAUCGCAUUGUCACCGUCGUGUACCAUACGCAUGAUUGCGCCGAUAAAUCUUUGACGCUUGAUGCGAAGGGCAGAAACCGGGGUACAUUCGCCUGUUCGAGAGAGACGUGAGAAGAAAUUUAAAUAUCAGUCAUGAAUCAGAGAGGACAUUAUCAAAUAUUAGUUAUUAGUAUAUAAUAAUAAUUGUAUCAUUUUUACAAUUAUUGGAAUAUUUUUUUACUAUUACAAUUUAUGCAAAAUUUAAUUUAACUUCUUCGUACGCGGUUGUUAAACAUUCUGAGAAAGGAGCGAUUACUUUUUCAAUUCGUAAAAACUUAGAUUAAGAAAAAGAUUUUAAAAAAGACACGCGUAAGUGUGGAAAUACUCGUAAGUCUCUUUCGGAAAUAUGAAUAUAGAUUUUCAAGAAAGGCAAUCGUGCAUCGAGUUCUUUCUAUCAAGCGUCAAAGAAGUCACGCGAUUGUACUGUCGAAGUCGUCAGCACUAAUUGCUCAUUCUGUCCGAAAGCCGCCGUUCUCCUAAAUAUAUCCGAUUGAAAAACACCAGGGGGCGAAAAUAACUCACGUGUGCCCCGGCGGCGAUCCGUCCCGACACGGUGGAAACGCAACGGUGAGAUAUCGCGCGAUUUUAUAAUUCGCCGCGUGAGGAUUUUCGUGAGAGUGCAGUGAAAUAGAUGUUUCAUGGACACCCGGACAUCGCGCUGGUAACACCAUCGAUCCAUUGAUAGUCGCGACGCGAUCGGAGGUGAUUCGAGGAUCGUCGAGGACGAUAUGUCCCCGGAGGUCCACGGGCUCUCGUGAGAAAAUCGUCUCCCAAACUCGAAGCGGACACCGAGCGGAAAAUGGCGGACCGACAAAGGCGAAGCCGAUACUUGACCAUCAGUAUACUGCAUAUUAUCACCAUAAUGUGCCAAGCGCUCUCUGAGCCACCGAUAUUUGCCGAACCUAUACCAAACGUCACAGUAGCCCUAGGAAGGGACGUCAGUCUACCGUGCGUCAUCGAGAACCUCGGCACUUAUAAGGUAGCGUGGAUCCACGUGGGUCGUCAGAUGCUGCUCACCGUUCACAAACACGUGGUCGUGAAAGUGCCCAGGUUUUCCGUGUCGCAUGAUAACCAGAAGACAUGGUUGCUACAUAUCAGCAGCGUGCAACAGGACGAUCGGGGUUAUUACAUGUGCCAAGUGAAUACCAACCCCAUGAUAAGCCAAGUGGGCUUCCUUCAAGUCGUAGUGCCACCGAAUAUAUUGGACUCUCUUUCCACUGAGAGCACCGUGGCAGUGCGAGAACAUCAGAAUAUUACUCUCACGUGCAAGGCUGAUGGUUAUCCACCACCGAAAUUGAUGUGGAAGCGAGAGGAUGGCCAAAUGAUAAGCGUCAGCAAAGCUAAAAAAGUGUCCAUGCAUGAUGGCGAGCAAUUAAACUUGACGAGGAUCACGCGCAGCGAAAUGGGCGCUUACCUCUGCAUCGCGACCAAUGGCGUGCCGCCCACGGUCAGCAAGAGGAUCACCGUGGAUGUCGAAUUCUCGCCGAUGAUCUUCGUGCCGAACCAGCUGGUCGGGGCGCCGACCGGUACGAACGUAACGAUCGACUGUCACACGGAGGCUUAUCCGCGUGCCAUGAGCUACUGGUUUCUGGGUGACGAGAUGAUUCUCUCCACCGACAAGUACACCACGAACAUCAUGGAGAAUAGCUAUCGCGCGCACAUGAGGCUCACCAUCCGGAACUUGACAGCGAGUGACUUCGGUAGCUACCGGUGCAUUAGCAAAAACUCGCUGGGCGAGACCGAGGGAUCCAUCAGAUUAUACCCCAUUCCGAAACCGUCGGCGGCACCGAAGGCGACGGAGAUCAAGAGCAGCGCCAACAAAGAAGGACGACCGAGCACGCCACCGCCAGCAAAAAGGCUGACCACCGUGUGGCCGUCCUCAUACAACCCCUACUAUCCGAAAAGGACAGAGAGACCACCUCCGCCGAGUGAGGAGAGGGUCGAGAGGCCCGAGCAGAAGCUACGUGGUGGCCAAAGUACAGAAGUGCAUACAGUGCAGUCUUUAUGGUUGGGUAGCGGAUGCAAUUGCGAUACUUACCGGACGUUCCAGUUUGAACUAAAUUGACUCGUAGGUAAAUAUUCUUCUUUAUUUUUCCGGCUAUCGGGAAAAAUCAUAGUUUGUUGAUACUAAUAUCCCAAGUAUUAAAACAAUCGAGAAUAAUUAGCAUGGUCAUGUGUGUACAUGCAUACUCGAAUUUUUGAGUAUGGUUUUCUUAAUUGAAUCAGCCAAAUGCAAUCAUACAUAUUAAUGAUUUUUGAAAAAUAUUUAUUAU
This is a messenger RNA of Ooceraea biroi (clonal raider ant), 3884 nucleotides long. RefSeq names its product lachesin. Gene Ontology annotation, cellular component: neuron projection. NCBI's taxonomy places the organism in Eukaryota, Metazoa, Arthropoda, Insecta, Hymenoptera, Formicidae. The record is from RefSeq and is a predicted model, not a curated record.